Molecule: messenger RNA, 1242 nt
Organism: Kluyveromyces marxianus DMKU3-1042
Lineage: Eukaryota; Fungi; Ascomycota; Saccharomycetes; Saccharomycetales; Saccharomycetaceae
Gene: PUS4
Product: pseudouridine synthase PUS4
Exons: 1
Coding region: 1-1242 (413 amino acids)
Biological process (GO): mRNA pseudouridine synthesis; tRNA modification
Cellular component (GO): mitochondrion
Molecular function (GO): pseudouridine synthase activity; RNA binding
Source: RefSeq, a predicted model, not a curated record
AUGAACGGAAUAUUUGCCAUCGAGAAGCCUAGCGGCGUUUCGUCAAACAACUUUCUCCAGCAGGUGAAAAAUGCGCUAAUGAAGAGCUCCAUCUUCCAAUCGGAAAUACAAAGGGCAGUCAUGGAACGGUCGCAGCAGUACGCCAAGGAGACCGGCAAGAAGCCGUCCAAACGGAAAUUGAGAAAGGUGUCGCAGAUCAAGAUGGGCCACGGCGGGACGUUGGACCCGCUAGCGUCCGGAGUUAUGGUUAUUGGUAUUGGAACCGGUACGAAGAAGUUGUCUGAGUACUUGGGGAAUUGUACAAAAGUGUACGAGACAGAGGCGUUGUUUGGGGUUGGGACGACGUCUGGAGAUAGCGAGGGGGAUAUAAUUGCUGAGACGUCGGUGAAACAUUUGAAUUGGGAGGAUUUGAAGAGUGUGGAGUCGAAGUUUGUGGGUCAUUUGAAGCAGACACCGCCGAUUUAUGCUGCAUUGAAGUUGAAUGGGAAGCCAUUGUACGAGUAUGCGCGUGAGGGGAUUCCGCUUCCGAAGGCGAUUGAGCCUAGACAGAUCCAGAUCCAUUCGUUGCAGUUGCACGAGGACUGUCUUUCGAGAGAUCACGAGUAUCCGAUGUUGCGUGUGAAGGAGGGUUCUGAGGAAGAAGAAGUGUUGAACAAGUUGAAUGCGAACUUGAUGGAGGACAAGUUGUACUUUUCGAAGGAGUAUUGCGAGUCACAGGGGUUGGAGAGCGAGGAAGCACAGGUGGAGCCUUGGAUUCCGAUUACCCAGGAGGAGAAACAGGUUUUGAUGGAGGAAAAAGACAAGUACAGGGCACCGCUUUUGCAUUUUACCACUAGCGUUUCGAGCGGCACGUAUAUCCGGUCGUUGAUCAGCGACAUUGGGAAAGCGAUGCGGUCUUCGUGCUACAUGGUGAAGUUGAUCCGUUGCCAGCAACAGGAGUGGGCCUUGGACAGGCAGAAUGUGUUUAAGCUGGAGCACUUUGAAAACAACGAUGAGAAAGUGUGGUCUGCGGUAUUGCAGAAAGUGUUGAGCGAGGGUUCGAGCGUGAAUGUUGAGCAGGAAAUCGCUAGGGUAGCAUCAUCAGCGGAACCCACUGCUGCCCCAGUGGAAACAUCUGCCCCAGUGGAAACAUCUGCUGCUCCAGCCGAACCAGUGGCCCUAGAAGACCGCCCGGAAACCAAAAGAACAAGGUCUCAGGAAGAGGAUGAAGACGAAGACACAGAACAAAACAAGAACAACUAA